Argiope bruennichi is the source of this 7279-nucleotide messenger RNA. RefSeq lists its product as uncharacterized. NCBI's taxonomy places the organism in Eukaryota, Metazoa, Arthropoda, Arachnida, Araneae, Araneidae. The coding region runs from base 3658 to 7026 and encodes 1122 amino acids. Gene Ontology annotation, molecular function: ribonucleoside-diphosphate reductase activity, thioredoxin disulfide as acceptor; nucleotide binding; nucleic acid binding. The transcript has 2 exons. Gene Ontology annotation, biological process: deoxyribonucleotide biosynthetic process. Gene Ontology annotation, cellular component: cytosol. The record is from RefSeq and is a predicted model, not a curated record.
GCGCAGGUUCAAAAGUAAUGUCAGAUGUUGCUUCAGGUUCAUCUCUUAAAGACUCGGCAAGAUCGCGAUUUCGCGAAACAUCAAAACAAAUAAAAGACGACAUUAUUCAUAAAAUUCAGAGCGGUUCGGGUAUAAAAAGAAAGAAAUUCCAGAAGAAAAAUCAUUCGCAACGUGUCAAGCGGAGCCGAAAGAAAUUAAAGAAAGCAGACAUAUUUUCAUAAUGGAUUCCCGAGCGUGUGCUUGCUUGCAGAGUGAAUUAGACCUUUUUAACGUGAAUCCUGUACAAUUAUCAACAGAAGACAGCUCAUUCACUGAGAUUUUUCCUGUUGCAUCUCUGAAUGAAAAGACGCCAAUUGAAUUUUACGUAAGCGGAAGUGGUGAACAUUAUCUGGACUUAUCCCAUACACUUUUGCAUCUACAAGUGAAAAUUAAAAAGAGAAAUGGAGCAGUAAUUGGAACGCCUGAUCAAGUGGCUCCUAUCAAUUAUCUCCUUAAUACGAUAUUUUCUGAAUGUUCAGUUACAUUAAAUGACAAGCAGGUUUCUUCGCAAGCUAACUACGCAUAUAGAUGUAUUUUCGAUGCUUUGCUUUCACCUCGAGCUGUUCAAGAAUCAAUGCUAACAUCGGGUCUUUUCUACAAAGACGCUGCUUCUAAGCAUGAAUCAGUAGAACUAGCUAAUGUUGGUGAUAAUGCAAAUUCCGGUUACCAAACUAGAUAUAACAUCUGCAAAGAUAGUAAACUUAUAGAUAUGAUAGGUCCAUUACAUUUCGAUCUAGGCAAUCAGAGCAAAUGUCUUAUAAAUUCGGUGAAUCUUCGGAUCAAAUUAGAAAGAAAUAAGGAUUCUUUUGCUCUGAUGUCAGCCACGCAAGAUUUUAAAGUAGUUAUAUAUCAUGCAUCAUUAUUUGUUAGGAAAAUUAAAGUCGCUCCCUCAGUCGUGAUUGCCCAUGAAUUAGCUUUAAGCAAGGGAGUUAUAAAAAUGCCUAUUCGCAGAACAGAAGUGAAAUCAUUCGCACUUUCUUCAGGAAUGCAAUCAAUAACUAUCCCUAAUGCGUUCAUUGGACAAUUACCGACACGACUUAUAAUGGGUAUGGUAUCUAAUGCUGCAUUUAAUGGGGAUUUUUCAAAAAAUCCAUUCAAUUUCAAGCAUUAUGAUUUAUCAUAUCUUUGUAUAUUAGAUGGCAAUCGUAUGAUUCCGUCAAAGCCCUUUCAACCAAAAUUUGAUAAUUCUAACAGUUACAGCAGAUGUUAUAUGAGUCUAUUUACUGAUUUGGGUAGAUAUCAUAAAGAUCAAGACAUUAAUAUAAGUUACACUGAAUAUAAAGAUGGGUAUACGCUGUUCGCUGUAGAUUUGACGCCCGAUCUCAACGCGGACGGAAUGCAUGAAAGUAUUUCACGCAAUGGUAAUUUAACUAUUGAUAUAAAAUUCAGCAAAGCAUUAUCUGAAACUGUAAAUUUAAUAGUUUUUUCAGAGUAUCGAAAUACUAUAGAAAUCGACAAAAGUCGCAGUAUUUUUUCAGAUUUUUGAAAAUGGAUAGCACAACUUUGUGCAGACUUGCAUGCAGCGACUUCCGUCUACGUUCUAAAUUUGGAGGUGUAUACGCUUCAGAUGAAUUGCCUAAGACAAUAGAUAGUUAUUCAUGUUUUAUUGUAAAUUUAGAUCCUAAAACAAAACCGGGAAGUCAUUGGGUUGCAAUAGCAUUUCGGAAUAAUAAAUGUUACUAUUUUUGUAGUUACGCUUCUGUGCCGAAUAACAAAUAUAUUUUAAAGUUCAUAGAAAAUAACGCUGCAAAUUUUGCUUGGAACAAAUGUAGAUAUCAAAGCUUAGUGUCGUAUACUUGUGGUCAUUUUUGCCUUCAUUUCUUGUACAAUUUUGUGAGAAAGCAAACUUUGUCACCUCUAGAUUCUAAUAAAAUUGAAAAUAACGAGAAGUUUAUUAAAAAAUUUGUAGCUAGCAAAUUUCGUUUACAAAAUUGCUGCUUUUCUCCAUAUUCAAAUCAAAUUUGUGAAGCUCGUGAUUUCAGAAAUAGAUGUCUUUAGACAUGUUUCAACAGAAUAUAAUUAUAUAUGCUCUCUCUAUAAGCUCUCUAUAUAAAUUUAACAUAUUUUUUUGGAGGUCACUUUUCAUACAGAGCAUAUAAAAGAGAUACACUAACUGGGGAAUUCUCAUUGUGCUUCAACUGAUUCAGCAGAAACGAUGACUUCCGAACUGAGAUAUGGCUUUAUGUACUUGAAGCGUACUGGAUCAGCUUAUAUGAUUCAUUGCUUCACCGAUUCCCUUUACGAAAAUAUGAUAUCCUGUGUUCAAGCUGCGAACUCCUAUCAAAUGGAUACAGUUGAUUCAGACUGCAGAUUGAAGAUUGCCUAUUUCAAGGUUCUCAACAAUAAUGAUAUUGUCAGAGAACUCCAUAACGGUUCUGCUAUGAAUUAUCGACAGACAUUUGAUUGUAAAACGUAAUACAAAGCGAACUUCGGCGAAUCAAUUACUCAUGAUUCAAAGAUCUGCAAUGGAAUUGUGGACAACUUCAAAGAAAAUAAAUGUAAAUACUAAACUAUACAGCUAAGAUACUGAGAAUAGCUCAGCAUUGUAAACUCUAUAUAAAAUUGUAAUACUAAGCAGCACUAACUGUCAUUUAAUGUAACAUCAUCAAUGAAUCGAUGUUCUACAUGCAUAAGCAACACGAAGAAACUGAUUGUACCACUCGAUGUAAUAUUUUAACAAUCCCUGAAUAAAAAUAUAAUUUAACUGUAUAAUUGCGUCUGUCUUAUUUUGCUUCGCUACAUCAAUAUGUUUUUUGUAAUAUCCUAUAUCACCGUAAAAUUACGUUGUUUUAUUCUCAAGGUGGUGAAAGUGGGUUAAGGUAGGAAAAUGCACAUAAAGUUAUUUUAAAAUUACUUUAAGGUCACCAGUUCAGGGAGAACAAGGCGUUCCUGGGAAAUUCUACAGAUAAUAAACAAUUAUUCCAUUGCCACUUACAUAAACAGGGGUAUAAAUAUAAGCUACAUCAGCCUUUGUACAUAUACUACCGAUCUUGUUGAAGACUUCAUCUUCAUCUCUGUCUCCGUCUUCCUCAGAGUGCGUGUAUCUAAGUACUACUCAGCUAUCAUGGACAGUCACAAAGCGAGCGUCAGUAAGUGAUUGCAUUUUCAUAUUCUUUUUAGAUUGCUAAGCAUGUGUAACAUAAUUUUUUAAAAAUAAAGUUAAGUUUUCACACUUCCUAAUAGGCUUAACUGAUAGCGAUUCAGACGGCGAGCAGUUAUUUCCCCUUCCUUCCAAGGAAAAGCAUACAAGCGCUAAAAGAAAAUCAAACGAUGAGAAAAAAGAGGAGUCCACCAAAAGAGCAAAGAAUUUCGAGUAUAAUUUUUCUGAUCCGACAGAAGAGAAAAAGCUCAUACCCCCAAUAAGCGCUUACCUAGGAAAAGGGAUUAACAUCAGCAUCAAGGAAUACAGAAAGUCCUAUUAUCUUGCUUUCCAAAAGAAUGUUGGAGAUGAAACAAAGAACAGAUUCAACAUGAAUCUUGACCAAUUGGGAGCUUUAAAAAAAGCUAUAAAUGUGUUUGCAGAACAUAUAAAGAAAAAUUGACAUUCACGAGUUAAAUGAAAAUUUUGUAAAAAAAUUGAACUAACUUGACAAUUUUCCCUAUAUUCAUCUUCUUAGAAUGUCGUUUAAUAGAAUAGAAUCAAGUUUUAGAGGUUAUAUUUCAGCUUACCGACACUCUCCGAUACACUCUGAUCCCUACAACUUAUAUAACGAAAUUCGAGAAAACAUUUUCUUACUCUUAUUAGAGCAAAACCUACCUUUCCGUCUUUUAAUAUGCAUAAGCAUUGAAUUUAUUAAAGAUACUCAUCCUGACAAUUUACUGCAAAACGCUUACUUCUGUUCAUUUGCUGAACGCAUAAUAUCAUAUAACCAAGUAAAAAGUAAAGUUAAAAGCUGUUUUCAGAAAAUAUUCAAUUCCAUUGAAACAUAUAUCCAAAACGGUAGUGGUUGGGUUAUUAAUAAAAUUAACUUUUUAGAUGUUAAUAUCGGACAGUACAGAGAACCGCGGGGAGGUUGCGGUAAUAUAAAAUUACCUGACUGUUUAAAAAAAAAAAGAACUCUUCUAAAUAUACGUUGCGAUGAUCACAAAUGCUUCAUAUAUAGUUGCUUAGCUCAUCUCUUUCCUCCUGAAAAAAAUUCUAAUGCUCCAAGCAGUUACCAAAAUAAACUAAAAUACUUAAAAUUGAAAAAUGUAACCUUCCCCAUGAAACUCUCUAACAUAAAGCAUUUUGAAAGUAUCAACAGCUUAAAGAUAAAUAUUUUUACUUAUGACAAAGAAGUUUUCCCCAUAUAUAUCAGUAAUAAAAAGUUGGGUUCGGAAAUAAAUUUACUUCUGUAUAAAGAGCAUUACUUCUUAAUUAAAAAUCUAAAUCGUUUAUUAAACUCCAAAAAAGGGAUUCAUCAUUAUUGCUCGCGAUGCCUGAUUGGAUUUCAGAGGCGAAAUAGUCUUGUAGAUCAUAAGCGAGUGUGUUGCCAAAAUGCCCCCCAAAAACUAUCCCCGCCUAAAAUAAACACUGUAAAAUUUACUAGCAUUUACAAAAUGUUGUUCCAUCCUUUUAUUUUGUAUGCGGAUUUUGAAUGCAUAACGAAAAAUAUAUCUACUGUUUUACCAAAUACAUCUCAGAGUUUUUCAGCCAACCUAGAGCAUCACGAACCAAUCAGUUUCGCAUUAAUAGCAAUUAAUAUAAAAAAUGAAAUAAUAUAUCACAAAUUCUAUUGCGGAGAAAAUCCAGUACAAAUAUUUUUAAAAACAAUAAAAAAAUUAGCAAAAUCUUUAUUUAAAAGACUAUCAUGCAAUAAACCAAUGAUCGAGGAAAAUAUACCAACGGGAAAGCCUAGCACAUGUUACAUAUGCAAGUUAAAAUUUGAACCGAGUGAUCGCAUUGUCAGAGAUCAUUGCCAUGUUUUAGGCAUAUUUAGAGGUUUCUGUCACAAUUCAUGCAAUUUAAAUUUAAAAAGAAGUAAUUUCAUUCCUGUAGUCAUUCACAACCUUAAGGGGUACGAUUCUCACUUAUUGUUAAAACAUAUGUCUCCAGAAUUCGCGCAUCAGAUUGAUAUAAUUCCGACGAAUAGUCAAAAAUUUACUAGUUUCACCCUCGAUAAUUACAUUAAAUUUAUUGAUUCGUACGCAUUUCUUGAUUCUUCCUUAUCUUCUCUUGUAGAAAUUUUGAAAAUUUCUGAACAUCGGUUUGACAUUUUUGAUUCUUUUUUCCAAAAUAAAACAAAUAGAAACUUACUCAAACAAAAAGGAUUUUUUCCUUAUAGCUAUUUUUCAUCAAAAGAUAUUUUAAAACAAAAGACAUUUCCACCUCACGAAGCCUUUUUUAACAUUUUGACGAAUUCGAACAUAACAAAAAAAGAAUACAAACACGCACUGAGGGUUUACCAAGAAUUUCAUUGUAAAAAUUUUCAAGAUUACCUUGAAUUGUAUCAAAAUACAGAUACAAUUCUUUUAGCUGAAGUAUUUCAAUCGUUUCGACAAACAAGCAUGAUGCACUAUCAUUUGGACCCUGCUCAUUUCCUAACUAUUGCUGAUUUAACGUGGCAUUCUGGUUUAAAAUUCACAGGUCAGGAAUUAAAAUUGUUAUCGAAUGUAGAAGACUAUGUCUUACUUGAGACUCAAAUGAGAGGUGGAAUUUGCUUUCUCGGUCAAAGAUAUGCCCAGGCAAAUAAUCCAUAUCUUUCUUGUUAUAACCCCGAUGAACCUACAAAUUAUAUUGUGAAUUUAGAUGUUAACAAUCUUUACGGACAUUGCAUGUCUGAAUAUCUACCUGUGGGGGAUUUUCGUUGGCUUUCACCUGAAGAAAUAGCUGUUUUUGAUUUAGCAAAUGUAUCUCGAUACUCAGAAACGGGAUAUUUAUUAGAGGUAGAUUUACUAUAUGAUAAAUCAGCUCAUGAUUUCCAUGAUUUUCCCUUAGCAGCAGAACACUUAAAUAUAAAUAAACAAAUGUUAUCAGAUUAUCAAAAAAAAAUAUUGUCUGAAAAAAAUAUUCCAUUCACCGAGUGUAAAAAGUUAACACCAAAUUUUUAUCCAAAGAAACGCUACAUUUUACACUACAGGAACUUAAAAUACUAUUUAAAGCAUGGGAUGUCUUUAAAAAAAAUUUAUCGGAUCUUGGCUUUUUCACAAUCAGACUGGUUGCGAAGCUAUAUAAAUUUUAAUAAUGAAAAACGCCAACAAGCCAAAAGCGAGUUUGAAAAAUCUUUCUUUAAAAAAAUGAAUAAUGCUUUUUUCGGCAAAACAUGCCAAAACGUCAGAAAAAGAAUUAACUUAAAGACUGCUCUUACACCCGCUGAAUGUAGAAAGCAUUUAGCAAGUCCUUUACUUGAAUACUUUGAGAGCAUAAACGAAGACUUCGCUGUCUUUAAGAUGAAAAAAAUUAAUCUAGUUCUCGACAAACCAAUUUAUGUAGGAUUUUGCGUGCUUGAGCUAGCUAAAUUACACAUGUAUACUUUAUAUUACUCUAAGUUCAAAAAAUAUUAUAAAGAAAAUUGCAAACUCUUAUACACAGAUACUGAUUCUCUAUUCAUGCAAAUAUUUACAAAUAAUGUUUACAAAGAUUUUAAAAACGAAUUUUUUGAUAUCAUGGAUCUAAGCAACUAUCCAUCUUCAAGUGAAUUUUUUAAUUCGGAGAACCAAAAUAAGUUAGGGUUUUUAAAAGACGAAACGAAAUCUAAACCUAUUUCAGAAUUUAUCGGUUUACGAUGCAAAAUGUACAGCUACAAAUGUGAAAAUACUGAAACGAAAAAGGCAAAAGGUGUAAAACAGAGUUGUUUAAGAAACAUAACACAUGAACAUUUUAAAACCUCUUUACUUAAUGAAACGAUUCAUCGUCACGAGCAAUAUUCUAUACAGUCAAAAUCACAUAUUCUUUCUACAACCAUAUCAAACAAAAUUUCUUUAUCUCCGUUUUACGAUAAAAUAUUUUUGAAUGAGGAUGGUGUGACCGGAAAAUGCUUUGGUCACUAUUCCUUGCUUGAAGAAUAAUGGUAGUAUAAUUUUCGUUUAUUUUUAUGUUCUUCAAAAAAAAAUUUUUUUUGAAAAACUAUUAAGCAUUCAAUAGCUACCUUCUGUUAAGGGGAAAAUUGUCUCUUAGUUCAAUUUUAUUUCACAUGCUUUGUAAGUGAAUCAAAUGUUUACUCAGAUCGACUGGUUGGACUGAGUUUUUUCAUGGUUUUCUCAGUCUAUAACGCAAAUGCGAACCAAUAUAAGAAGAUCUUCCAUGAGAUAUUAUUAAUAA